Soboliphyme baturini is the source of this 239-nucleotide messenger RNA. NCBI's taxonomy places the organism in Eukaryota, Metazoa, Nematoda, Enoplea, Dioctophymatida, Soboliphymatidae. The record is from the annotation of a GenBank genome assembly.
AUGGCCGAAGUAGUGUAUGAUUUCACCGCAGAGCCGGGAAGCACCGAGCUGAGCAUCCGCGUUGGCGAAGUGCUCGAGAUCGUUCGUCAGGACGUGGGAGGUGGAUGGUGGGAAGCCAUAAACUGUCUUGGCGAGCAGGGUCUCGUUCCUGAAUCAUACGUGAAGGUAAGCUGUGAACCGAUUUGUUUCAUUGAUUUUAAUGUUUGCUGGUUUAUUCUUGGCAAAAUCAGUUGUUGACC